Molecule: messenger RNA, 576 nt
Organism: Ostertagia ostertagi
Lineage: Eukaryota; Metazoa; Nematoda; Chromadorea; Rhabditida; Trichostrongylidae
Source: the annotation of a GenBank genome assembly
AUGCGUCCCGCUGCUGACGUCCUGAACGAGUUCUACGACCUCGUAGAGCUCAACGCUAAUAAACGAUUUAAUGCAGUUGGUCGUCUCUUAUUGAAAGCUAAAUCUGACUCGUCAAUCGUAGACUACUGCAUUGAACGGCUAGUAACAGGGUUGAGUUCUCCAAGAGGAGCUGCGCGAUUUGGGUACUCAGCUGCUCUUGUUCUUCUUUUCUCGGAAUUCCACGAGUUAUGGCCAGUAGAGAAGCUGUUUGAGCUAGCUGACAAAAAACUGGAUCUUCACGACAAGGAAAGUGGAAGUGCGAAUGCCAUUGGCCGCCAUCUCCUCGCUUCUGCAGUUUUCCAGUCGAAGGCUUAUACAGAGGUUGAAGCAGUUUUAAUCGAGAGGGAGCUCGAGGUUUACCGAGCAUGUCCCACGUUGGGAAUGUCAAUUGUACAACUUGUAGCUGAAAUCGCCGUUGAGAUGGAGAAAAAGAGAUUCAAAUCGGUGCUGGCAGUCUUUUCGCCGUGCUUGCUCAAGAGAAUCGUACAAAUAGCUCGUGGAAAGCAGACCCCUCAGCAACGGAUUUUACGUGGGAAG